Molecule: messenger RNA, 441 nt
Organism: Hypoxylon fragiforme
Lineage: Eukaryota; Fungi; Ascomycota; Sordariomycetes; Xylariales; Hypoxylaceae
Exons: 2
Coding region: 1-441 (146 amino acids)
Source: RefSeq, a predicted model, not a curated record
AUGGGCAACCUCUGCAGCAAAUCCUCCUCCUCCCCCGGCGACAACUUCGCGCAGCCCGGCCGCGUCCUCGGCUCCGCGCCUCCCCAGCCCCAACGCGCAGCCGUCCCGGCCAAAAUCAUCAGCACUAAUAAUUACAACAACAACAACAAUCAUAAUAAUAAUAAUAAUCCGCCGCGGACCCUAGGCGGUAGUGUUGUUGGAACCGCGCAGCAAGACCACGGCAACAACAGCAACAGCGACGCCGCAGAGGAAGCUAGAAGACGAGCCGCUGAAGCUGCCGAGGCACGAGCGCAAGCAGCAUCCAAGCCAGCAGGAAAACUAGGCGCGCAGCUAGCGGCGCAGAAGAAGCAGACGCGCAACGAGACGCUGAAGGAGCUUAGCAGUAAUGAGCUAAGACAACGAGACGCCGACGAGGCGGCAGCGGCGAGAAGUCACAACUAG